CGGCCGCGGGCGGAGGGGCGGGGGCAGGCCAGCGGGAGGCUCCCCGUCAGGCACGGAGGGUGCCUGGGGACUGGCGGGCGGCGACGGGCUUGUCAUGGGGAUCCGGGCUGCGAGACGGCACUGGUAGCAUCUGGGGACUCCGAGAGGGACAGGAAGUGUCAGCGCCCGUGACUCCGGCGCCGGCCCCGCCGAGGGGAUCCCGGCUGCUCCGAGCCUGGAGUUUCGCCCCGCCCCUGGGCUGGUGCCGCGGGGGCGGAGAGUGAGGGCUGCUUUGGGGGGGAGCGGAGGUCGGGGAGCGCGGCCGUGCCCUCUCGAGCGGCUGCGGGGUCCCCGCGGCGCCGGGCUGCGGAGCGAAGGGCCCGCGGCGGCCGCGGCCGGUGCAUGUACGGCUGCUGGAUGCGGAGGCGGCGGCGGCGGCGCUGAGCGGCAGGAUGUUAGGGCAGCAGCAGCAACUGUACUCGUCGGCCGCCCUCCUGACCGGGGAGCGGAGCCGGCUGCUCACCUGCUACGUGCAGGACUACCUUGAGUGCGUGGAGUCGCUGCCCCACGACAUGCAGAGGAACGUGUCUGUGCUGCGAGAGCUGGACAACAAAUAUCAAGAAACGUUAAAGGAAAUUGAUGAUGUCUAUGAAAAAUAUAAGAAAGAAGAUGAUUUAAACCAGAAAAAACGUCUGCAGCAGCUUCUCCAGAGAGCACUCAUUAAUAGUCAAGAAUUAGGAGACGAAAAAAUCCAGAUUGUUACACAAAUGCUCGAACUGGUGGAAAACCGGGCAAGACAAAUGGAGCUACACUCACAGUGUUUCCAAGAUCCAGCUGAAAGUGAAAGGGCCUCAGAUAAAGCAAAGGUGGAUUCCAGCCAACCAGAAAGAUCUUCAAGAAGACCCCGCAGGCAGCGGACCAGCGAAAGCCGUGAUUUAUGUCACAUGACAAACGGGAUUGAAGACUGUGAUGAUCAGCCACCUAAAGAAAAGAAAUCCAAAUCAGCAAAGAAAAAGAAACGCUCCAAGGCCAAGCAGGAAAGGGAAGCUUCACCUGUUGAGUUUGCCAUAGAUCCUAAUGAACCUACAUACUGCUUAUGCAACCAAGUGUCUUAUGGGGAGAUGAUAGGAUGUGACAACGAACAGUGUCCAAUUGAAUGGUUUCACUUUUCAUGUGUUUCACUUACCUAUAAACCAAAGGGGAAAUGGUAUUGCCCAAAGUGCAGGGGAGAUAAUGAGAAAACAAUGGACAAAAGUACUGAAAAGACAAAAAAGGACAGAAGAUCGAGGUAGUAAAGGCCAUCCACAUCAGGAUUAUUUGUCUUUUCUAUAAUUCGUUUACUUUGAGAAAAUGUUUUAGGGUAAACGCAUAAGACUAUGCAAUAAUUUUUGAUCAUUAGUAUUAACGGUGUAUUAAAAGUUGUUGUACUUUG
Messenger RNA from Callithrix jacchus (white-tufted-ear marmoset), 1411 nucleotides. RefSeq names its product inhibitor of growth family member 2 (gene ING2). The record is from RefSeq and is a predicted model, not a curated record. NCBI's taxonomy places the organism in Eukaryota, Metazoa, Chordata, Mammalia, Primates, Cebidae. Gene Ontology annotation, biological process: positive regulation of DNA-templated transcription. Gene Ontology annotation, cellular component: nucleus.